Messenger RNA from Sphaerulina musiva SO2202, 1599 nucleotides. RefSeq lists its product as uncharacterized. The record is from RefSeq and is a predicted model, not a curated record. The transcript has 3 exons. Bases 1 to 1599 code for a protein of 532 amino acids. Lineage: Eukaryota; Fungi; Ascomycota; Dothideomycetes; Mycosphaerellales; Mycosphaerellaceae. Gene Ontology annotation, molecular function: catalytic activity.
AUGAAGACCGACAACUACUUGUCUCUGUGCCUCGAGCAGGCCGCGAAGUCGCCUCUGCACUAUCGCCAUGGCGCCAUCGUUGUGCGUGGUGGCAAGGUUAUUGGACAUGGUCACAACGACUAUCGUCCAGGCUUCAACGGUGGCGCAUUGAAGAGCGGGCGUAUUGCUCACGGUGGCUAUGAUGGAGCUGCCAUUGCUGAGCUGAAGAAGAAGCUGAAGGGCAAGCAGAAAUGCGACAAGCCCGAGAAACAGCAGCAGAACCAAAUCGAUAGAAGCAGCACUUUUGUCCCAUUUGAGAGCACCAACUCAGGCGGUGGUCAUUCGGUCAAUCAGCCACUUUCGAUGCACUCGGAGAUGAUGGCAAUUUACUCUGCCCUCAAUGCCUCUUCGGCGAUGUCCUCUACGACCUUCUCCCGCGAAAAACCGUGCUUCAAACUACCAUGUGCGGAUAAACGUAAAGCUCGACUACGACGUAAUGUGCUCGAGGCCUAUGUCAAGGCCAGUGCGGUUUUGAAACUUCCGCAUCUCAACCAGGUGCACUUGGAGAACAAAUGCAACAACAGCACGCCCAAGGAGGGCGACAAGGGCGACCUGUCCGCCCAGAGCUUAGCCAAUUUGAGUGUGGCGUUUCACGAGGAUCUGGGUGUUCAGAAACAUCAUCAGAACCGGAAGAACGAGAAGAAGAAGAAUGGGAAGAAGAACCAGUACCAGUACGAGUAUCAGUACGGCGCGUAUGGACAGAAACAGCAGGACUUUGCCCAGCGACAGCCAUCUGCGUCUAAUCCGAGGAAAGAAUAUUCUGCAGGAACUCACGAGUGCGAUAUGGCACAAGGGAGUGAACCUAAGAUUAACAAUGGUGGUGUGAAACAGAUUAAAGCUACAGCGUCCGACUUCAGAGAGGCUCCUCGUCACACGAAUCCGAAAAAGGACUACAAGCGGUCUGGUAAAAUGCGGCUUAGCAGCACCGCUGCGAAUGAGAGAAAGCCAAUGCAGCCUGUUCUGGUACCCACUGGUCAUACUCACAACAGCAACAUCAAGGUUAAUGAUCGGAAGCAAGACCCCAGGCUGCGAGGCGCUGAUCUCUAUGUUGUCAGGAUUGGCUGGUCUAGUACAGCACGUAAGAAGCCUACCAAGCCCAAGGCUUCUUCAGAACUUGGAGUUGUCGAUGCCGAUGCUACUGUAGUAGAGGAUGCAACGUACUCGAGCACUUCUCGGCUUCCAGGCCCUUCGACCACAAGCAGUAGCUCUGGCACUGGCUCUCUUCACGACGAACUGAUCAAUCGCGAGCCGUCUUCUUCCGCGUCUCGUCCGCCAGUAAGCGAUUCCAUAGACGACUGCUCUUUCGAUAAGGAUAAGAUCCACGCCUCUCGUCCAUGCUAUCGUUGCGUCGCAUUCAUGAAUCAGGUUGGCAUACGUCGUGUCUUUUGGACAAAUGACGCUGGUGAAUGGGAAGGCGGUAAAGUCGCAGCUCUCAUCGAGGCUAUGGAUACUGGCAUGGAAGACGCUGCGAAAGGCGGGCCAACUGGUAAUGGGAUCUUUGUGACGAAGCAUGAGGUUCUUAUGCUGAGAAGGAUGAUGGGUGCUAAGGCAGGUAUGUGA